AAAGAUGGCUUCGCGAUAAAAGACGUUUUCACGAACUUCCGCUACUGCUAUCCCUCCGAAACGAAGACCGCUGACCAAUGCCAUGAGGACUUUCUCCAUUUCCUUCAGGUGAAAGAUGAGGUUGGUAUCGUCUACAGCGACAAUGCGCCAGAGUUGAUUGCUACAAUGAAGAAGUUGGGGAUUCGUCGCAAUACAUCAAGGCAGUAUGUAGAUAAGAACAAGGCAGUCAUCGAGCAAGAGAUCCGAACUGUGUUGGAGGGUACACGGGCUAAUCUGGUUCAGUCCGGGUUGCCUGAGCGAUACUGGCCGCUUGCUUCAGAGCACCGUUGUAUGGCCCUCAACGCAUCCACCAGGCUGGACAACGGCAAAGGAAUCUUCUUAGGGUACCACAUUCAACCGGGACUCAUUUGGAAAGAAGAGUACCUGGUUGCUCCGUUGGACAAGAUUGAGGGUGCUAUUGAAGCCAAUGACCUGAAGAUAAUUCGAUCCAAGAAGGUCGAGUUGUUGCAAGGGGAUUUUGUGUUUCCCCUAGCAUCGGGUUUGGAAGCUCUGGGCAACCAGAAGCCCCCUCAACUUGAUGAUCAGAAUGCCAACGUUCGUCCAGCAGGACUUGAAGCUGUUGAGGAAGCAGACCUCGCCGAGUACCCGCCGUACCGUAAGAAGCUUGAAGCACAAAAGGAGGCAGAGUAUCAGGAGCUGAAGAAAGCUACUCCAGCUAUGCCAGUGACGCACGGACGGAUUGAAUGUCAUCGGGAAAGGUAUGCGCAUCUUUGUGUUGACAAACUAGGUGAAAUUGCCGAUUCCAUGUAUGCGCUUGUAGCCAAGAUCCUCCAGCAACCUGAGAUUCAGCGUACACCGGCUGCCAAGGCUGCUCUCGACAAGGAGUGGCAGAAAUUGGUAGACAAGGGAUGUUGGAUUGAGAAACAGGUGCGGGAGUAUGAUCAAGUUGCUUCUGAGGCCCAAAAGAAGAAGUUGAAGGUUCACUUCGGUAGAGUUUUUGAGAUUUGCGCCUUGAAGGGGUCGGAAUUGAAAGAAGGAGACCCCAAUCGCAAGUACAAGGGCAGAUCCGUGUUUCAGGGCAACAAAGUGUUGGACGAAAACUCGGAUCAUGCGUUGUUCGCUGAGCUAGGUAGUAGUCCUGCAUCCAUGGAGGCCGGUAAAAUUAUAGAUGUGUACGGGUCUCAGCCCGGAUUCACAAAACAGCAAGCCGACGCACGGCAGGCGUACACACAAGCCUUGUUUAAAGGAACGGAGACAUGGGUUCGUCUUCCAAGGAAUCGCUGGCCAAAGUCUUGGUCAGGCAUGAAGGACCCUGUCGCACCAUUGCGUCUUGGUCUGUACGGCCAUCCCGACUCCGGAGGCAUCUGGGAACAGCGUUGUACUAAGGAACUUUCUAAGGCCUGUUUCGUCGCUGUUCUACCUGACAUUUGGCCUUCGGUAUUCCAUCAUCCUAAACUGGACCUCCUCUUGGUUAUUUACGUUGAUGACUUUAAGAUGGCUGGCCCGGAAAAGAAUAUGGAAAAGGGAUGGGAAUUGCUUGGGGAAUUCAUUGACAUGGACCCUGCUGAAGUACUGGGCAGAUAUUUCGGUUGCGUGCGCCGCGAGGAGGCUCAGGUCAAGUUGCCACCGUCUGCUCAUCCGUUCCACGCGCUCUUUGAGAAGGGCGCUAAAACUGCAGCUGCUACGGUCCGGCGUGAAGAUUAUUGGGAUAUAGAUCCUGAGAGCAUGUUGGCCAUUAAGCAUCAUUGUUACCGGUUGCCUUUAUCGCUCUUGCCCUUUCCUUGGCCACCUUUGCUGUUCUUGCCGUCGCCUUUACCUUUGCCUUUGCUUUGCUUGCCUUUUCCUUUGCCCUUGCCCUUGCCUUUGGUCAGUGCAUCUACUUCCAUGGGAACGGCUUCACUGGGCGGUUCUGUCACACCCAAACUUUGA
Symbiodinium pilosum is the source of this 1929-nucleotide messenger RNA. The record is from the annotation of a GenBank genome assembly. Lineage: Eukaryota; Dinophyceae; Suessiales; Symbiodiniaceae.